UCGAAGACGAUGAUGAGACAACCAACAAAGGCUCUUCAUGUCAGCAGGAAGUUAUGAAGGACGAGAGCGCAGCACUUUCUUCCAAUGACAUCAACCCAGGUGUGCCUGAUCAGGAUUCAAACUCUUUUUAUUUACGGAGUGUAUCCAUGGCGGCAAAGAAUCGGGUGCACAGUCUCGUUCUCGAUCUGGUAAAUACAACCUCAUCACAGUUGGAUACCUCCAGCCAUCUGAAUCAACCCGAGCUAACUACGAGUGAGUCUGUGAAGGCUGGUCCAGGUCCAGUGAACGAUGAUUCUUCCGGUUACUCGAAGGUUUUAAUGGUAUCAUUAAAGGGAAAAGAUUCAUCGGAGUCAACUGCGGUGUCUUCAGAAAAGAAAUCUUCACCCCAGGUAAAUGCAUCGAAAGCAUCUCAGGGAUUGGCUGAUGUUGACAUGAAGAGCUACAACACAACUGGGGACUCUUUGGCAAACUCUCAAGUACCAUCAAUCGAAGACGAUGAUGAGACAACCAACAAAGGCUCUUCAUGUCAGGAGGAAGUUAUGAGGGACGAGAGUGUAGCACAUCCUACUAAUGAGAUCAACGUAGUUGUGCCUCAGGGAUCAGCUGAUGUUGAUAUGGAUAACUACGACACAGCUGGGGACUCUUUGGCAAACUCCCAAGUACCAUCAAUCGAAGACGAUGAUGAGACAACCAACAAAGGCUCUNAACCUCAUCGCAGUGCAUCCAAAGAGUGCGCUUCUCCCGUAUGGGAGAUAAAUGAGGUAGGAUACCCUCCCUCGCUCACUGCGCAGAGUUCUUUUAAUCAUUCCCGGAGUGCCCCAGCGAUAUCUGGAGGAUCCAUAGAUAUUGAUCUAGAAACAACCUGUGAUACAGAAGCAACCGGCGAACCUUCCGCACCAUCCUCAGGUGGAUCGAUGAAAAUUGAUUUGGAUACCGCCGAUAAGUCAUUCUUCAGCUACAAGGCAGGGGCGUCCCUCAAAAGGGAGAGUUAUGUCUUCGGUAUACCAGCAACAUCCUCAGAUGUUGAUGUAAAUCAAGUCAUAACGAAAUCCUCCAGGAUUGUUGACUUUUUGAUCGGUGAAUCGCCAUCCCUAAAUGAUGCCAAAGAACAGGGGCCAACUUGGGACUCUCUCGGUGACUCAAGAGUGUCGUCGAUAGUUAAUGAGGUGGAAGCCAGUAAGAAUUCCAUUUUAUGUGAAAUGGUAAAUGAGAGUCCAUCCAUUGAUCAGCAGAGUGAUGAUAAGUGUUACGUCGAUCCACUUCGAAAGUCACCAGGAUUACAAAAAAUUGAUUUGGAGAGCUCUGGUAUCAUCUCCUUUUGCUGCGAUGGAGAAAAAUCCGUUGAAAGCAAAAUCAGUCCAUCUUACUCGAAAUCGUCCUGCCUUGUUGCAAAGAUUUCAACUGGAUCGGAAAAUUCCAAAUUGGUGUCCAAAG
This is a messenger RNA of Stylophora pistillata, 1434 nucleotides long. RefSeq lists its product as uncharacterized. The record is from RefSeq and is a predicted model, not a curated record. NCBI's taxonomy places the organism in Eukaryota, Metazoa, Cnidaria, Anthozoa, Scleractinia, Pocilloporidae.